Talpa occidentalis (Iberian mole) is the source of this 7228-nucleotide messenger RNA. It is a transcript of the gene GBF1, whose product is annotated as golgi brefeldin A resistant guanine nucleotide exchange factor 1. Gene Ontology annotation, molecular function: guanyl-nucleotide exchange factor activity. The coding region runs from base 264 to 5738 and encodes 1824 amino acids. Gene Ontology annotation, biological process: regulation of ARF protein signal transduction. The transcript has 41 exons. Lineage: Eukaryota; Metazoa; Chordata; Mammalia; Eulipotyphla; Talpidae. The record is from RefSeq and is a predicted model, not a curated record.
CUGAGUCGAGUUACCACGUCAGUGAGCUGACAGGGAAGGUAGCCGGCUUCACCGCCCGUUCCGGCCCACUGUUCCCGGCCGACUGUGUGGCCCCUGGCUUUGGCCUUAACUUCCAGGAAGCGAGCUCCUUCCCUUAUCCCACCUGCCACCAGAAUCGGGAGGGCUAUUCGGAGUCGGCUUCGGGACCCGGGCUGUCAUGAGCUGUGGCUGCUGGUCCUGGGACUAGGCCCCGCCAUUUUGGAUCCGCUGACAGGUUUUCCAGGAUGGUGGAUAAGAAUAUUUACAUCAUUCAAGGAGAGAUUAAUAUCGUGGUUGGGGCCAUCAAACGAAAUGCCCGAUGGAGCACCCAUACUCCUCUGGAUGAAGAACGGGAUCCCCUGUUGCAUAGUUUUAGUCAUCUAAAGGAGGUUUUAAACAAUAUAACAGAACUCUCAGAAAUUGAGCCCAAUGUGUUCCUGCGUCCAUUUUUGGAAGUGAUUCGUUCUGAAGAUACCACUGGCCCUAUCACUGGACUGGCACUCACCUCUGUCAACAAAUUCUUGUCCUAUGCACUCAUAGAUCCUGCUCAUGAGGGCACAGCAGAGGGCAUGGAGAACAUGGCAGAUGCUGUCACCCAUGCCCGUUUUGUGGGCACCGAUCCUGCCAGCGAUGAGGUUGUCCUGAUGAAAAUCCUUCAGGUGCUGCGAACUCUGUUGCUGACCCCAGUGGGUGCCCACUUAACCAAUGAAUCUGUGUGUGAGAUUAUGCAGUCUUGCUUCAGGAUCUGCUUUGAAAUGAGGCUCAGUGAGUUAUUGAGAAAAUCCGCAGAGCACACUCUCGUAGACAUGGUGCAGCUGCUCUUCACAAGGUUACCUCAAUUUAAAGAAGAGCCCAAGAACUAUGUGGGGACCAACAUGAAGAAGAUUUCUCCAUGUCUCCUCAACAAACUGGAGCUAAGUAGUGGGGAGCAGACCAAAGCCCUGAACCAGUUAGAGAGGGUACUACUCUUUAAGAACCUCAAGCUGAAAAUGAGAGCAGGAGGCAUGAGUGAUUCAUCCAAGUGGAAGAAACAGAAGAGAUCUCCUCGGCCCCCUCGCCAUAUGACCAAAGUUACACCAGGUUCAGAACAGCCCACUCCCAAUGGAACUAAUUUAUCCUCUAAUCUCACUGGAGGCAUGCCCUUCAUUGAUGUACCCACUCCCAUCUCUUCUGCAAGUUCAGAAGCUGCCUCAGCAGUGGUCAGCCCCUCUACAGACAGUGGUAUAGAGUUCUCCUCCCAGACCACCUCCAAGGAAGACCUCACUGAUCUGGAGCAGCCCAGCUCUCCAGGGUACAGCACAGCUGCAGAGCCUAGCAGCAGUGAGCUAGGAGUUCCUGAGCAGCCUGACCCCCAGCAGGAAGGGGUCCAUGUGGAAAAGGCCCAGUCAACAUCCGUGGAAUCCAUUCCUGAAGUGUUAGAGGAGUGCACAUCACCUGCUGAUCACUCUGACUCUGCCUCUGUCCAUGACAUGGAUUACGUCAAUCCCCGGGGUGUACGCUUUACACAGUCCUCCCAAAAAGAAGGUACAGCUUUGGUCCCCUAUGGUCUUCCCUGCAUCCGUGAACUCUUCCGCUUCCUCAUCUCCCUCACCAAUCCACAUGACCGCCACAACUCAGAGGUUAUGAUACACAUGGGACUGCAUUUACUGACAGUGGCUCUUGAGUCAGCACCUGUAGCACAGUGCCAAACCCUCUUGGGCCUCAUCAAGGAUGAGAUGUGUCGCCACUUAUUCCAGCUACUCAGUGUAGAGCGACUGAACCUUUAUGCUGCUUCCCUACGGGUAUGCUUCCUACUGUUUGAGAGCAUGAGGGAGCACCUCAAGUUCCAAUUGGAGAUGUACAUCAAAAAGCUGAUGGAGAUCAUCACUGUGGAAAACCCCAAGAUGCCUUAUGAAAUGAAGGAGAUGGCACUGGAGGCUAUUGUGCAACUCUGGCACAUCCCCAGUUUUGUCACUGAGCUCUACAUCAACUAUGAUUGUGACUACUACUGUUCCAACCUCUUUGAGGAUCUCACCAAGUUGCUGUCCAAGAAUGCCUUCCCUGUGUCCGGUCAGCUCUAUACAACACACCUACUGUCUCUUGAUGCCCUGUUGACAGUGAUUGACAGCACCGAAGGCCAUUGCCAGGCUAAAGUUAACAACCUCACCCAGCAGGAGAAGAAAGAGGCAAACAGACCUAGCUAUGAAGCAGCAGAUAGCACCCGAGAAGGCAGCAAUACUGAGAAAGCAGCCAGUGAUGGGAAAGCUGUAGGCAUGGCCCCAGACAUUCCAGGCCUGACUCUGCCAAGUGGAGGGCGGCUGCCAGCAGAACAUGGGAAGCCAGGAUGCAGUGAUCUGGUGGAAACUGGUGACUCUGGGGCUGACAAAAAGUUUACCCGGAAGCCACCUCGAUUUUCCUGCCUUUUGCCAGAUCCACAGGAACUGAUUGAAAUUAAAAACAAAAAGAAGCUGCUGAUCACUGGCACAGAGCAGUUCAAUCAGAAACCAAAGAAGGGGAUCCAGUUUCUGCAGGAGAAAGGACUCCUCACCAUCCCAAUGGAUAACACAGAGGUAGCCCAAUGGCUCCGAGAAAACCCUCGGCUAGACAAGAAAAUGAUUGGAGAGUUUGUGAGUGAUCGCAAAAACAUUGACCUGUUGGAGAGUUUUGUGAGUACCUUCAGCUUUCAGGGUCUACGGCUAGAUGAAGCUCUCCGCCUCUAUCUGGAAGCCUUCCGCUUGCCUGGGGAAGCACCAGUCAUCCACAGGUUACUGGAGGCAUUCACAGAGCAUUGGAGGAAUUGUAAUGGCUCCCCAUUUGCCAAUAGCGAUGCCUGCUUUGCCCUGGCCUAUGCUGUCAUCAUGCUUAAUACUGACCAGCAUAAUCACAACGUUCGCAAACAGAAUGCACCCAUGACACUGGAGGAGUUUCGAAAAAACCUAAAAGGUGUGAAUGGAGGCAAAGAUUUUGAGCAAGACAUCCUGGAAGACAUGUACCAUGCCAUCAAGAAUGAGGAAAUUGUGAUGCCUGAGGAGCAGACAGGCUUGGUUCGGGAGAACUAUGUAUGGAAUGUGCUUCUUCAUCGAGGUGCCACCCCAGAGGGCAUAUUCUUGCGUGUGCCUGCCGGCAGCUAUGAUCUUGACCUCUUCACCAUGACCUGGGGCCCCACUAUUGCUGCACUUUCUUAUGUCUUUGACAAAAGCCUUGAGGAGACCAUCAUCCAAAAAGCCAUCUCAGGCUUCAGGAAAUGUGCCAUGAUCUCCGCCCACUAUGGCCUCAGCGAUGUGUUUGACAAUCUCAUCAUCUCCUUGUGCAAAUUCACAGCUCUCAGCAGUGAGUCUAUUGAGAACCUGCCCAGUGUGUUUGGAAGCAACCCUAAAGCCCACAUUGCAGCCAAGACAGUAUUCCAUUUGGCCCACCGUCAUGGUGACAUCUUGAGAGAGGGCUGGAAGAAUAUCAUGGAAGCCAUGCUGCAGCUCUUUCGAGCCCAACUGCUACCCAAGGCUAUGAUAGAGGUAGAAGAUUUUGUGGAUCCCAAUGGCAAAAUAUCACUACAGCGGGAAGAGAUACCAUCAAACCGAGGAGAAUCAACAGUGCUGAGUUUCGUGAGCUGGCUGACACUAAGUGGUACUGAGCAGUCUAGUGUACGGGGACCAUCCACUGAAAACCAGGAGGCCAAGAGAGUGGCCUUGGACUGUAUCAAGCAAUGUGACCCAGAAAAGAUGAUCACAGAAAGCAAGUUCCUCCAGCUAGAAUCACUGCAAGAGCUGAUGAAGGCUCUAGUCUCAGUGACACCGGAUGAAGAGACAUAUGAUGAGGAGGAUGCUGCUUUCUGCCUGGAGAUGCUACUGAGGAUUGUGCUGGAGAACAGGGACCGUGUGGGCUGUGUGUGGCAGACUGUUCGAGACCAUCUAUACCACCUGUGUGUCCAGGCACAGGAUUUCUGCUUUCUUGUGGAGCGGGCUGUGGUGGGGCUGUUGCGCCUGGCCAUUCGGUUACUCCGGAGAGAAGAGAUCAGUGGCCAGGUACUGCUCUCCCUGCGCAUUUUGCUACUAAUGAAGCCCAGUGUGCUGUCCCGGGCCAGUCACCAGGUAGCCUAUGGCCUCCAUGAACUCCUCAAGACAAAUGCAGCCAACAUCCACUCAGGUGAUGACUGGGCCACCCUCUUCACGCUGCUGGAAUGCAUUGGCUCAGGUGUGAAGCCUCCAGCAGCCCUGCAGGCCACAGCCAGGGCCGAUGCACCUGAUGCUGGAGCUCAAUCAGACAGCGAACUCUCUUCCUUCCAUCAAAAUGAUGUGAGUCUGGACCGAGGGUAUACUUCUGACUCAGAGGUCUACACUGACCAUGGCAGACCUGGCAAGAUCCACCGAUCAGCAACAGAUGCUGAUGUGGUCAACAGCGGUUGGUUAAUGGUGGGGAAGGAUGACAUCGAUAAUUCCAAACCAGGGCCUGGGUCCAGCCGGCCAGGCUCCUCACCCCUAGUCAAUCAGUACAGCCUAACAGUGGGGCUGGAUCUUGGGCCACAUGACACUAAGUCCCUGCUUAAGUGUGUGGAAUCGCUGUCCUUUAUCGUGCGUGAUGCUGCCCAUAUCACACCUGACAACUUUGAGCUCUGCGUCAAGACUCUGCGCAUCUUUGUGGAGGCCAGUCUGAAUGGCGGGUGCAAGUCCCAGGAGAAACGUGGCAAGAGUCACAAAUAUGACAGCAAAGGGAACCGCUUCAAGAAGAAAUCCAAGGAGGGCUCAGUGCUUCGACGACCUCGAACAUCCAGCCAACAUGCCACCCGGUGCGGCCAUAGCGAUGACGAUGACGAUGAAGGCGUGCCUGCUAGCUACCAUACGGUGUCUUUACAGGUCAGUCAGGACUUGCUAGACCUGAUGCACACGCUGCACACGCGGGCGGCCUCCAUCUAUAGCUCAUGGGCAGAGGAGCAGCGCCACCUGGAGACAGGGGGCCGGAAGAUUGAAGCUGACUCACGCACUCUCUGGGCCCACUGCUGGUGCCCUUUACUGCAGGGCAUUGCCUGUCUGUGCUGCGAUGCCCGGCGCCAGGUACGGAUGCAGGCACUGACCUAUCUGCAGCGAGCACUACUGGUACAUGAUCUACAGAAGCUAGACGCUCUGGAAUGGGAGUCCUGUUUUAACAAGGUGCUGUUUCCUCUAUUGACCAAGCUCUUGGAGAAUAUAAGCCCUGCAGAUGUGGGCGGGAUGGAGGAGACCCGGAUGAGGGCCUCUACAUUGCUCUCUAAGGUCUUCCUACAGCACCUGUCUCCACUGCUGUCACUCUCUACCUUUGCGGCCCUCUGGCUGACCAUCCUGGACUUCAUGGACAAGUACAUGCACGCAGGCUCAAGUGACUUACUGUCAGAGGCCAUUCCUGAAUCUCUGAAGAACAUGCUCCUGGUGAUGGACACGGCAGCAAUUUUCCACAGUGCAGAUGCUCGAGGAGGCAGCCCUUCAGCCCUCUGGGAGAUCACCUGGGAACGUAUUGACUGUUUUCUGCCCCACCUGCGAGAUGAACUUUUCAAGCAGACUGUCAUCCAGGACCCCAUGCCCGUGGAACCUCAUGCCACAAAACCUUUGGCUUCAACCCACCUGACUCCUGCUGCUGGUGACACCAAGACACCUGGCCAUCCACCUCCCCCAGAGAUGCCCUCUGAACUGGGGGCCUUAGCUUUUGAGUCAGAACACCAUGUUAUUAGGAUACCUGCAGUUUGGGCCUUGCGUGAACAGAAGGGAGGCUGAGCCUACCAAAAGUCUGAUAUACCUGGCUCUUGGCCACCAGCCAGCCAGAUACGAUAAUUUCACCACUGCUGCCAUCACCACCACAGCAGUGCACCUUUGUCAUCAGGAACAUUCCAGGAAUUUGGGGAGUUAUCCUCUUCACUAAAUGCUCCAAGGAUACAUCUGAGACCACCUGGACUGGGGUCAGAGGCAAGAUGAACCAGAGGGAAGAUGAACCUUGGAAAUGGGAAACAGCCUGGUGUGGAAAAAUGCUGACAUGAGUCCUGAAGCUCAUCUUCCAUCUUCCCUGGUUUCCAUUACUAAACAAACUUUGCCUGACCCUGCCACUGGGAAAAUCAGGAGUAUGACUAUGCUCCUAAUCUGCACCUUCCAGUAUGAGUGCAGAAAAACCUGGAUUAUAUAUGAGUGCUCUUGGCUUCAGCUAUAAUAUCUUUGUUCUCCCAUCUGAGCCCCACAAUUUCUACCUUUAGAAGCUUCCUUUUGUUUCCCUGUAGAAGUAGUGUUGACAGCUGUAAAGAAGUUUGAAGGGCAUCCUAUGGCAAAAGAAUAUGAGUAUUCUGUCCCUUGGUUGAUCUACAAAUAGUAAGGAAGAAGCUGCAGUGAUUGCAAACUGACCCUUGCUAAGUAGCAAAGAAAAGUGUGUGAUUUGUCAGAAAUCUCAUUCUGAUAUACAAAGAAUAGCUGACACAUACAUGACUGUGUCAUUGAUGGUGGUGUCUCUGAGAAGUAAGGGAAGCUACUAGAGAAACUAAUAUUCAGGCCUUAAUUCUGAUCAACAAGAAAGAAUGAUGAUGUGGAAGUGACAAAAAAAUCUUUGGGAAAGUAAUAGUGGAUUAAGAGGGAAAUGCUAAUCUUAUUGACGUUCCUACAAGAAUUCAAAUAACAUUUCAGAAAGUUCAAAGGAAAACUAGAGACCUAAGACCUGAACAUGGAGAAGUGACAUUGUUAUAACACCUCUGUGUGUUAAUAAGUACAUUACCCAAACAAACUUGUGGUGUAAGAGGUGUUUACUCUUAAAAAUGAGGAAACAGAUUCAGAGAGAGAAAGUCAUGAACUAGGGAGUUGGGACUCAAACCCUGGUCUGACUUAACUCUAAACCUCAUGGGCUUUCCUAUGAUGCUUCAAUUCAAAAAGGAGGGAGUGCAGAAACUCUUCAAAGCUACUUACAUUUGCUGUAACUUCUACGAAAUGAAAGGUUGAGCACUGAAGAAACAGGCUGCUACCUAGUAAGCUAAGAGUUCACUACAAAAUCACACACAAUCAAGAACAAGUGUGCAUUUUCUAAGUAUAUAAUAUCAGAAGAAUAAUAAUUACAGAAUUAUCUACAGUGGGUACAUAUGUCUCUUCCCUCCCCAUCCCCCCAAAUGUUGGGAACAACAAAAAAUGUGGCUCUCUGAGCCCUGGACUAUUUACCUUGCUCAGGACUCACUGUGGCUGUGAGAAAGCAUCCCCUGGGCUUCAGUUGAGGAGGAGAAAAACCUUUAGUUCAA